Molecule: messenger RNA, 3770 nt
Organism: Perca fluviatilis (European perch)
Lineage: Eukaryota; Metazoa; Chordata; Actinopteri; Perciformes; Percidae
Gene: bet1l
Product: Bet1 golgi vesicular membrane trafficking protein-like
Exons: 4
Coding region: 61-390 (109 amino acids)
Biological process (GO): regulation of retrograde vesicle-mediated transport, Golgi to ER; retrograde transport, endosome to Golgi
Cellular component (GO): SNARE complex; Golgi trans cisterna
Molecular function (GO): SNAP receptor activity
Source: RefSeq, a predicted model, not a curated record
GCCGAAGUCACGUGAAUCUAUCAAACCGGUACACAGCUGAUCGUGACGUCACUCGUCAACAUGGCGGACUGGAAUAGAGGUCAUGGCUCUGUGGACGACCUGCUGGAUGCUGAAAACAAACGGCUGGCUGAGAACCUGGCCACCAAAGUCUCCAGACUGAAAUCUCUGGCGUACGACAUCGACAGAGAGGCUGACGAUCAGAACGAGUAUCUGGACAGCAUGGACUCAAACUUCCUGAGUGCGACGGGCCUGCUGAGCGGCAGCGUGAAGCGUUUCUCGACCAUGGUCCGGUCCGGCAGAGACAACCGCCGCAUCCUCUGCUACGUCUCCGUGGGCCUGGUCCUGGUCUUCUUCCUGCUUUACUACAUGGUCUCCAGGAUUCAACGCUGAUGGGGGGGAAACCCAGGAUCAGCCAGGAGCUGAGACUAGAGACUCAUAUCUGAUAGGUUGAAAUCAUCUCUGUGGUUGUCCUGCACAGGGAAAAGAUGUUUUUUCUCUGCGUCCCCAUGAGAAAACAUUUAGUUGAAGCAUUGAAAGUGACCAGCAGGGGGGUGUCGGCCUUAGCGGGGGUAAACGGGGGGUGGGCGUGUUCAUACCAAAGAUGCUGGAGUCUAUUUAAAAAAAAAAUUAAAUGCCUGGGCUUUUCCACUCUGCACCACCUUUGUUACUAGACUCGUUGGAGAUGAGCCAGGCCUGCGCAGAAUCGAUGAAUAAAACACCCAAAAUGCAAUGAAAGUAAUCAUUAAUUUGACCUGCGAAGAAUGUUGAAUGGCUUCCAUACAACGUACACCCAUGCAUCCAUGUUAUUUUUUUUGGCAAUUUGGUUGAAAUUAACCCAUAUUUCUGAUAUUAAAAAAAACCGUUAAAUGGGUCAAAUUUGACCCAAGGAAAACGCAAGGGUUAACAGAACACAUGUUGUGUGCCUGACGGGGAUGUUCCAUACAUACGUUCAGAUUACCGAUCAUCUCCCGUCCGCUUUAACAGGCGAGGCGCAGCUCAUCUCGAACGAGACUAACGUCCGAUGCCUCCAGGAAGUGGUAAAAUGGGCAAAGAGAAGGUGGCGGUGAGGAAGCACUCAUCCCAGCUCGAGUGUGAUAGUCUGAUGAACCUGUCAAUCAAGACAAACUUGCCCCCAAAAUAUCAGUUUCAUUAGAGAGUAGCUAUUGGCUGGUCUUCGGAGCACCUGGUGAUGUCACCAUGUGUUGAAGGACUGUCAGUCAACUGUUUUAUCUUCAUGUCUUAUUGUUUGCGUUAGCAGAUAGCUCUUGUUACCAUCUCAUUUUAUUGCUCCUGCAGUCGAUUGACAACAGGCAAAUACUGUUCCAUUUGUACGCGGAAGUCGGAUUUUGCCGAGGUCAAAGUCGGGAACGCGCCCCCUGAACUCGGAUUUCUGAGCCCGGAACUCAGACGACAUGGCUGCCCCGUGCAUCAACAGCAGUAAAAGCGGUAUAGCAUACAGUUUAUUAAGACUUCGGUCUUUUUUUGAGUCUCGCUAAGGCUGUGUCUUAAACACAGUCCUGUCCAACUUGUAUCUGUGGACAUGUUGGUAUGCUGUUUUUUGCAUUUUAAUGCGUUAUUAUAAACUGGUAUUGCUUAGAAUAGCUAACCUGGAUACAGCAACCCCACAAUAAAAAAUCUGACUUGUUAGUUUUUCUUCUUCUCUUUUUAAUACAUUUUAUUCAUCAACUUAUUAAAUGGAACGCAUUCAACUCGGGUGUGCCGUCAUUCCCAGCUCCGGUCCGAGUUCCGAGGUAAAUGGAACGCACUGUUACACCGCAUACUGUAACACAUGAUUCUGUUUCUCCUUUUUUCUUUUUUUAACCCCUAAACAUCACUGUGUCCAGUUGUUUUACUUUAGUUUGAUGAGCAGUUUUAGUUCAGUAUGUGUAACGUCUGUUUCAUAUUAAAUGUUGGACCUAUCGUUACGUUGACAUUUUGUAUAAUGAUCACAUUUUGUAUUUUAUUUUCAUUUUUUUAUCCCACGUUCAGUCUCAUUGUGCACAGCAGAUCACUGCCGAAAGGGACUGGAGGAGAUUUAAGAGAGUUCAAAAGAGUUUAUAUAUCUUAAGUUAACAUUCCAGUCUGGACUGCUAAUCAGACAUCGCAUACAUUUAUUAUUAUUAUCAUUAAUACAGAAGUAUCAAAUGGUUUUAAUUGUGGAACUGGACAUGGUUUUAAUUGCUCCUUUUUACAUGAUUCAUUUAGGUUCUAGGUAUUAUGUGAGGUUUACUAACAAUAAUUUAUGACUUGCACAUUUAUGCUACAGUGUUCAAUUAAAAAAAACGAUCUAACUAUCUAUCAUAUGUAUUUCGGUGGAUUAUUUUCCAGGAGACCGAACAACACAUUGCUCCAAAAGCGAGACAAAACUCACCAAUAUUCUCAGCAUAUUUUGAUAGAAAAUCUUCAAAUUUGGGCAACGCCAAAAAUAAAUGCACAACAGUGUCUUGACAACCACAACAGAAAUUUAAAUCAAUGUCUCUCAUAUUCUUUUUUAAUGUCGUUUUUUUCAGCUGGAUAGAGUUUAUGAAUGAGUUUAAAAGAAUUCUCAACUUUAUUGGUGAUUUAAAUAUUGGUUUGCAAGAAGCCAGGGCCUUCUGCCAUGCCACAUCGUACACAAAUGGAUUCCCAUAUGAAAUGACAUAUAUACAAAUGUACCGGUAAUAUCGCUUUGGAAAAGAGUUUUUAUAGUUAUGUUGUUAUUUCUAGAAUAACUGGAAAACCCAAUUUUGCCCAUCAGAGUAUAUGUUGGAGAUACUGUAACAAGCUUUACCUCGGCUGAGAUUUAUACAGACUCCAGAGGCGUUACAGGGAUAUUAUAUUCUGACAAAAAAAAACUUUACAGAUAAGGUCAUCUCUAUUAAAUAACUGAUCUACCAACAGAGAUGUACAAUCCCUUUAACCACACUGUUUAUUUCAUUAUUCUUAAUUAUGUAAAUAAACACACACAAAUGAUCAUUAUCAGUUGUUACAGCUGUCCAACUGCAAAUUUCAUCAUGACAAGAGGUUCGCAACUUAGAGACAAAAAAAGACGAGCCCUGGUCCUUUGGCUGCCUGGCUUGUGUCAAGCCACCUCCUGUUCCGUCUUUUUUACUCCCUAUACCGCUUUUAAGCUAUUGGUCAUUUAAUUCACUGUUCUAACUUUGUUCUUUUUUGAUGUUGGUUUUACCAUGCAAGUUGUUUUAUCAUGUUGUGUUUGUUAUGUACUAUAGCCUGAUGUUGUUUCAUUGGGAGCGUGCCUGUGUUCCCACAGCCCUAUGUUCCCACAUUUCUAAGAAUUUUCUUUUUCAUUGAAAAUUAGGCCCUAUGUUCCCACAGCCCUAUGUUCCCACAUUGGAAAGAUUUCUUUUCCAAAAUUAGGCCCUAUGUUCCCACAUUUCCUUUUUCCUAAAUUUGUAUCAGAUUUUAUCCCCCUAACCCUAAAACAUGUUGUGGGAGGAGAGGGCUUAAAUUUAAGGGAAAUGUAGGAACACAAGACCUAAUUUUGAAAAUGUCCUAGAAAUGUGGUAACAUAGGACUGUGGGAACGAACAUAAGGCCUAAUUUUCAGUGUAAAUAAAAAUUCUUAGAAAUGUGGGAACAUAGGUCCUAAUUUUCAGUGAAAUAAAAAAAUUCUUAGAAAGGUGGGAACAUUGGGCUGUGGGGACACAGGGCUGACCCCAUUUCAUCUAUGUAUCGAGGCAUACUUCACCCCAUCUGACCUGAUUGUAAAGCACUUUGGGCCUGCUUAUGCUGGUUUAAAUGUGCUAUAUAAAUAAAGAUGACUUGACUUGA